GCCUGCGGCAGCAAAAUGCUAGGGAAACUCUCCACAGGGCUCAUGAAUACAGAAGAAGAGAAAGAGAGGAAGAGAGGGAGUUAUAGAGGGAGUGAAAGAAGAUUGAAGCCAUCACUUCCUCAGUACACUCACAAUGUUGAGUGUUAUAUACUUCCUACGCAGCUUCUUUGAGGCCCCUGCUAUAGAGGACUCUGGGAAGGAGACAGGCUGUCUGGAAGAUGGGGAAUCCCAGCAGGAAGAGUGUGAAGAGCAACAGGACCAUCAGGAAUGGUGCGAGCCCAUUCCUAAAGCAGCACAGGACACAGCAGAGGAAUAUUUUGACACGCACUCGUGGCACAGUGACACUUUCUUGGACCUCAGCAAUGAAAAUGAGGACUGCUGUAGGACACCGCUCAGCACUAAGACUGGAUCUUGCUCUGGGGGUUGUCUGGACUUGCAUUCUCCCUUUGUCAAAAAAAGAGGUCCCUCUGAAUCAGAGAGGCAUCACAUUGUCUUUGACAGUCUCCAUAGGACAGUGGAUGGAGAGCAAUCGCAAACACAGACUGGAUGUAAGGAGAAAAGGAAUGUGGGAAUUGAUGGUAUUGGAAUGUAUGAUGCUAAGGAUGUACCUGAGUGUGAGGAGACUUUUAGUAAUUUGCCAGCAGGACCUGUAGUUUGUCCUUCCUCACAGAAUGAUCUGUCCAAUAUAGAAACACCCUUGUUCGCAUCAGGGGACUCUGUAGAAUCACAAAAACUCUCUGAGCUAAAUGCUGAAGACACAUUAUUGACAUCAACAGACAGUGAAUAUAAGUUUCAGCUUGAAGACACCCCUGAUGGAAAAUCUCAAUGCGAUCAAAUCAUAAAAAAUCGGAAAGAAACUCAACCAACAAAUAAAGAGUCGCAAAUUGUGAGCUCAAAUGAGAAAGAAUUACAUUGUAAUGAUAAAGAUACAAAUGACUCUGAAAUGCAGUUGAUUUCCAAUGCAACAGUUCUGGAAAAUUCAGUCAGCAAACACAAGUUUAACACUCAUAAGCAUGAGCUGAGUUUAAUUGUAUCACGACUUUCUACUAUAGACACGACUGUGUCUAAAUCAAUUGAGAAGCCUAUUGAAGAGACAAAAGAGUCAAUAGAGUGCAGCCAAUCACAGGAUUUAUUAAAACCCAGCCAAUCACAGGCCUCAUUAGAGCACAGCCAAUCCCAGGCCUCAGUCGAACACAUUCACUCAAAGGCCUCAGUGGAACAUAGUCAAUCACAGGCCUUAAUAGAACACAACCAAUCACAGUGCUCAAUAGAACAGAGACAAUCACAGGCCUCAGAAGAACAUAGUCAAUCAGAUGCCUCAAUAGAACAAAGCCAAACACAGGCUUCAGUAGAACACAGUCAUUUACUGUGCUCAAGAGAACACUGCCAAUCACAGGCUUCAGCAGAACACAGCCAAUCACAGGCUUCGGUAGAACACCGCCAAUCACAGGCUUCAGUAGAACACUGUCAAUUACUCUCCUCAAAAGAACACAAUCAACCACAGGACUCAGUAGAACACAACCAAUCACAGGCUUCAGCAGAACACAGUCAAUCACUGUGCAAAAUUGAGGACAUUCCAUCACAGGCUUCAGUUGAACACAGUCAAUCACUGUGCUCAAUAGAAACCAGUGAGUUACAGGCCUCAGAAGAACAAAGUCAAUCACAGGUCUCUGUAGAAUACAGCCAAUCACAGGCUUCAGUAGAACACAGUCAUUCACUGUGUUCAAUAGAACACAGUCAAUCACAGGCUUCAGCAGAGCACAGUCAAUCACUGUGCUCAAUAGAACUCAGUGAAUCACAGGCCUCAGAACAACACAGUCAGUCACAGGCCUCAACAGAAUACAGCCAAACACAUGCUUCAGUAGGACACAGUCAUUUACUGUGUUCAAUAGUACAAAUUCAGUCACAGGCUUCAGUAGAACACUGUCAAUCACAGGCUUCAGUAGAACACAGCCAAUCACAGGCCUCAGAAGAACACAGUCAAUCACUGUGCUCAAUAGAAAACAGCCAAUCACAGGCUUCAGAAGGACACAGUCAAUCACUGUGCUCAAUAGAACACAGCCAAUCACAGGCUUCAGAAGAACACAGUCAAUCACUGUCCUCAAUAGAACACAGCCAGUCUCAGGCUUCAAUUGAACACAGUCAAUCACUGUGCUUAAGAGAACACAGCCAAUCACAGGCAUCAGAGGAACACAGUCAAUCACUGUGCUCAAUAGAACACAGCCAAUCACAGGCUUCAGAAGAACACAGUCAAUCACUGUCCUCAAUAGAACACAGCCAGUCUCAGGCUUCAAUUGAACACAGUCAAUCACUGUGCUUAAGAGAACACAGCCAAUCACAGGCAUCAGAGGAACACAGUCAGUCACUGUGCUCAACAGAACACAGCCAAUCACAGGCCUCAGUAGAAUACAGCCAAUCACAGGCUUCGGUAGAACACAGCCAAUCACAGUCUUCAUUAGAACACAAUCAAUCACUGUGCUCAAAAGAACAUAGUCAAUUACUGUGUACAUUUGAACACAUUAAGUCACUCUGCUCAAUAGAACACAGACAAUUACUGUGCUCAAUAGAACACAGCCAAUCACAGGCCUCAAAAGAACACAGUCAUUUACUGUGCUCAACAGAACACAGACAAUUACAGGACUCAGAAGAACAUAGUGAAUUACUGUGCUCAAUAGAACAUAGGCAAUCAAAGGCCUCAGAAGAACACAUUCGAUCACUCUGCUUAACAGAACACUGCCAAUUACAAGCUUUAGAAGAACAUAGUCGAUCACUGUGCUCAAUAGAACACAGCCAAUCAGAGGCCUCAGAAGAAAACUGUCAAUCAGUGUGCUCAAAUCAACACUGUCAAUCACAGGCCUCAGAAGAACACAGUCAAUCACAGGCCUCAGAAGAACACAGCCAAUCACUGUGCUCAAUAGAACACAACCAAACAGAGACAUCAGAAGAAAACAGUCAAUCAUUGUGCUCAAAUCAACACUGUCAAUCACAGGCCUCAGAGGAAUACAGGCAAUCACAGGCCUCAGAAGAACACAGUCAAUCACUGUGCUCAAUAGAAUACAGCCAAUCACAGACCUUAAUAGAAUACAGCCAGUCACCAGCCCCAUUAGAACACAGGCAAUCAGAGAUUGUUUUUAUGGAGGCAAUUUCCGUAAACUCUCAGUGGAAUGCUAUGACUGAGUCAGACUCUGUUUUUAUAUCACACUCACUGGGUAGCAACAUUUAUGAAAAUGAACAACUAAAACAGGACUGCAAGGACAUUUCCACUGACUGUAAAGUCAACCAGUCCUUAAAAAGAUCUGAAAAUCUGUCAUCAACACACAGUGACAAAGAACUUGAUCUAGCCAUAAAAAAGAACGACACUCUGUAUUUCAAAAAGGACUUGAAUGAAACCCCACCUGUUCUUACUGAGCAUUAUGCACCUGAUAAAGGUUCCUCAAAUGUGCCAUAUGUAACUUCUGCAGGAGUGUCAGAUUCAGUGUAUCAACAUGUGAUCAAUGACCAAACCUCAGAACAGUCAGACUGCACUUAUUUCAGCCUCCAAAAUGGCUUAGUAUUACAAAUGGAUACUGAAAUAGAUGAAUACUCAAUUAAUAAAUAUCACAUGGACAAUCAUGUUUUGCAAAACAGUGAGCAAACAUAUUUAGAAGACUAUGAGUCUGAGGCAGAUUUUCGCAUAACCUAUCAGUGCAGCCCUAAUAGUAAAAAUAAUUACAACAAACAGGGUGAAUUCAUUGAAGCACAAGCUUGUGUUGCCACAAAAAAUGCUGAUAACAAAGAAGACAUUGUUGAUGUUUUAGAAGAAACAAAUAUCCUGCAACAUGACAUUUUUAUAGAGUGUCCAAAAGAAUGUAUAAUAGUUCCCUCAGUAGAGCAGUCAGUAAUUUACUCUGAUAGUUUGGGAUGCAUGGGAAAUAUAAAGCCUAAGACAUUUUUGUGUCCUGACAUAAAGACAGCAGCAGUUGAUGGUUGUCCAAGAAGUCCUGUUGACAGUCCUGUUGAGUCUCUGGCCGAUCUGUUUGAGAUUUUUUCUGACAAAUCUCCUGUCAGCCCAACAAACAUUUGCUUGGAGCUCAGUGAUGACCUGCAUAUUAACUGUAAACAAGUAGCACAUUGCAUUGUAGAUGUUAUGUCUGGCACAUGUGAAGAGAAUACACAAACCUCUAAACAGUUUCACCAACCCAGUGACCUGUUUAACAAACACACAAGGCAAAAUGAUUUGAUUAAGUUUGAAACAUUUGAGCCAGCCAGCAUAUCAAAGCUUAAUGUUGAUAUUUUGCCUAAUGGACAGUCUGAUCCUUUCACAAACAUACUAUUUCCAUUUGAUCAUUCCCAGCUGAACAGUAAAAAUGAGGCUUUGGGGACAAAAGGAGAGAGAGAGUACAGCUCAGACACAAAUAAUAACAUUAAGACCAUUACUUUAGAAGAGUGUCCCUCAGGUGUAGGAAGCUCUUUACCUAGGUCUUUGAUUAAACACAAUAUAUUUACUAACAUACCUAAAUGUUUAGUUUCAGAAGGGGUUGAUCACUUUAAAGAGAAGGACUGUUUUAGUGCACCUCCUGUUUUAAAUGGCUCAGCUACCCCCUUUAAAGCACCUGAAAUAAAUAUUGCAAUGGACUGUAAAGAUAAUGUUGUAAAACCACCUGACCUGAGCGCAUAUAUCAGCCACAGAGAUGUUACACAAAAGCAGCUCAAUGAUUGCUGUGGUGGGAAGGAGUGCCAGUGCUUGUCUGCAGUGGAGGGAGAGCAGACAGCAGGAGGAUUUCAGUUCAAGGACACAGACACCACCAGUCAGAGUAGCAUUGCAGUGUUACAAACCUCAAGUCCGUCGCACACAGAUGUCCAUCAUAACACCCAUGGAAUGGUUCAUGCUGACUCUGCAAACUGUGAAUUUUCACAUGUUUUCUUUUUGCAUGCGCACGUCCAAGAGGAAAGUAUGUUACCACUGAGCAGUUCUAGGCUCAAGGUAGAUGAAACUCAUACAUCAGAAAACACAGAGAGAAGGCUUGAAACCUCUUAUAAAACAAGCUCUCCUGAAAUCACUGACUCAUUAUGUGAACCAUCUGAUUGUAGAGAUCCUCUUUAUACACAGUCUUUGCAGCUGCACAACUCUGCAACAGAGAGCGCAUUUGUUGCAUGCUGUCGCAUGUUGCCUAUCACUAAUUUAGAGGCCAUUUUGGAGUCUGACCGUUCACUGGAGAGCUCAUUCGUAAUGGAGAAUGGAUUGGAGGAACAACAGACAGGAAGUCCAUUACCAGAUGGUGGAUUCAAUGAAGAGUGGAGCUCCUGUGAUGACAUUAAAAAUGGCACUGUUCCUUGCGGUCCAUGUGACAGUAACAUUUCUGCCAUAUGCACAACUGCAAGGGAGAUGAAAGCCAAUGUAACCAUAGUUCAAGCAAGUACUGUUAUGAAUCAACCAGAUGUUGAGGAGACAUUGACACCUCAAUUAAAUGGGGUUGAUAACUGUGAUGGCCACAGUGUGUCCAGUUUUGUGUCACAAGAUCUCGAUUCCAGUACCAACAGUGAGGAGACAGAGGACAGCACUCAAUCACCCUCUAGCCUCCACUGUUCUGUGAGAAAUAAGAGAAACCAGUCAGGGAAGGGCUCUAUGUUUUCUGUGUUCUCUAGAAUGCCCUCAUUCCGCAAGACCAAACGAGAACAUAAGGGCAAUAACAAGGUAGAUCCAGAAGUUAAGGACUCGACUGAGGUAGGAGACGAGCAGGAGGAGGUGAAGUAUAAUGAGUCACCCGCACAUAACAAGGCCCACCCUUUUCUCUACAAGAGCUCGAUGUCUCAGAGUACAGAUCAUCUUACAGACAUUAUAAAGUACGCUGACCACUCCAGUGAUGAUAUUUUUGAACAGGCCUUCGCCCUGAAUUUGCGUAAUAGAGAGAAAUACGCUCAAUCCCAAAAUUGUUAUUACUCCAGUAACAUCCAACAGAAGCACAAAGAUGUUGACACACUGAAUUUUACAGCUUCCCCAAUGACAGAGGGAUUACAGCAAAGGAAAUGUAAGAGUUCUGACAACUUAAACUUACGCAUGAAGCUCGCAAUGGCUCAUAGGUCCCUGUCCAACCUGUUUGAGUCCAGAUCUCCUGAGAAGGAAAACCAGGAGCAGAUCUUGCAGUCGGAGAAAGAGGUAGGGAAAACCAAGCAGUCCUGGAAGAAGAUGAAACGUUCUAAGGAAGCAGAACUUUACAAAAGAACUCUAUCUGUUCCUGAGACAAUCUGUGACAAGUCCACACACCAGAGCCAUUGCGACUGUGCCUACUGUGCACCUCAGAGCAGGUUCAGGCUUCACAGCUCACCUGGUUCCCAGCAGUUUUUGAGGAACAUGUGCCAUUCUGACCCACUGAGCUUGAAAACUGCUUACCAGUUAGAACAUACACUUGAGAAAAAGUGUCUGGAAGGAGACGAGCUACCUAGUGCCAUUUCCUCUGACUCUGACCAGGCCUCGGUAGACAGCUUUGAGGCUGUUCGCAAUGUGUAUGAUAGGUCACAGUCUCCUGUACACCCCACUGUUCUUGCUCUGGCAAAUCAGAUGUCACCCACAUGGGUGAAGUCUCUGAGCUUUUUUGAAGCCACUGAUACUCCGUCAAGGCCCAUGAGCCCCAAACCCAGUCCAGGGUUAUGGACACACCGGAGAAGCUUCCGUUACCCCUCGCGAUCUGUGACAUCUUCUCUCUGCUCACUCGGCCAGGGAGUGAGUGUUGAGGGUCUCUCUGACCCACCUCAAAGACCGAAGUCUCUGAAACCAAGGACAGCACAACUUACCACAGCCCACUCCUUUGAUUCUGAAUACUUACUAGAGGACAGCAGUUCUGACAGCCAGUCUCAGACCAGCCUGACGUCAGGAUCGCUAAUCAACAAACCAGAGCAUGUACAGCACGGUGUUGAGCCAGCUGUUCAGUCAUCAGAGAGAAGACAAGGACAUGGAUGUGUGCUUCGAGUGAAAAAAAGAGAGCAGUGUAAAAAUGCACCCAGACCCACCUCAGACAUCUACAGUUGGACAGGGCCUCUUCAGGGCAUCAGAGAGGUGGCACUUGACCAUGAGAGGAAGAGAAAUUCCAGGAAAGAACAUUGUCACUCAUGCUCAUAUGAAACGUUGGCUGAUGCAGAGAACCUCUUUAAAAAGAACCUUAGCGCACAGAGACGUUUGCGGCAGCUUAGAACCCCAACAUCUGAGAAGCAUGAAAAAGAGCGCACUAGACUCUCCCUUACAUAUCCUGAGCAGUUCCCCUCCAUCCCUUUGAAAGACCACUUCUUCUCCCAGAGCACACCUGUAGGUCUGGACUGCUUGGGCUGGCCUCACCGUGUGUCGUUUUCAGCAUUGGUAAUUACUGAUGGACCGCAGGAUAAAUCUGGCCUUGCUGAUGAUGUAGGGAGUGAAGAUGAGCUGUACAAUGAGUUUCGUAGCUCCUCCAACCGUUUUGGACACCCAGGAGGAGGAGGAGAGCAGCUGGCCAUAAAUGAGCUGAUCAGUGAUGGCAGCGUGUGUGCGGAGGCUCUAUGGGACCACGUCACCAUGGACGAUCAGGAGCUGGGCUUCAAGGCUGGGGAUGUCAUAGAAGUAGUGGACGCCACAAACAAGGAGUGGUGGUGGGGCCGAGUGCUGGACAGCGAGGGCUGGUUCCCCGCCAGCUUCGUUCGGUUACGGGUGAACCAGGAUGAGCCCAUGGAGGAGUACUUAGCCCAUCUGGAUGGGGACUCAGAGGGGGUGGUGAGCAUGGGCGCUCCCCUAGGACCUGGUCUGCCUUGCAAGGAGCAGAUGAGGGCCAACGUCAUCAAUGAGAUCAUGAGCACAGAGAGGGAUUACAUCAAACACCUGAAGGACAUCUGUGAGGGCUACAUAAAACAGUGUCGGAAAAGGACAGACAUGUUUACCGAGGAGCAACUGCGUACAAUAUUUGGCAACAUUGAUGAGCUCUACCGAUUCCAAAAGAAGUUCCUGAAAGCAUUGGAGAAGAAAUUUAACAAAGACCAUCCUCACCUCAGCGAGAUUGGCUCAUGCUUCUUAGAGCAUCAAACAAACUUCCAGAUCUACUCAGAGUAUUGCAACAACCACCCCAAUGCCUGCGUGCAGCUCUCCAAACUGAUGAAGAUUAAGAAGUAUGUGUUCUUCUUUGAGGCCUGUCGCUUGCUCCAGAAGAUGAUUGACAUUUCGCUAGAUGGAUUCCUGCUUACUCCUGUUCAGAAGAUCUGCAAGUACCCUCUACAGCUAGCUGAACUGCUGAAGUAUACCAACCCACAGCACAGAGAUUUUAAGGAUGUGGAGGCUGCCUUAAAUGCAAUGAAGAAUGUGGCCAGAUUGAUCAAUGAGAGAAAGAGGCGUCUGGAGAACAUUGACAAAAUCGCUCAGUGGCAGAGCUCCAUAGAGGACUGGGAGGGUGAAGACAUCUUGAGCAGGAGCUCCGACCUGAUUUACUCUGGAGACCUGACCAAGAUCUCCCAGCCACAAGCCAAAGGCCAGCAGCGAAUGUUCUUCCUCUUUGACCACCAGUUGGUUUUCUGUAAAAAGGAUCUGCUUCGGAGGGAUAUCCUGUACUACAAGGGACGGUUAGACAUGGAUCAGAUGCAAGUGGUGGAUGUAGAGGAUGGGAAGGAUAAGGACUUUAACGUGAGUGUGAAGAAUGCCUUGAAACUGUGUUCUGCUGGUGGAGAGGAGGUCCAUCUUCUAUGUGCCAAGAAACCCGAGCAGAAGCAGCGCUGGCUGCGAGCCUUUGCAGAUGAACGGGAACAGGUUCAGCAUGACCUCGAAACAGGUUUUAUGAUCACAGAGGUCCAAAAGAAGCAGGCCAUGUUGAAUGCAUCUAAAAGUCACCCAACAGGGAAGCCCAAAGCUGUGACCAGGCCCUACUAUGACUUCCUGCUGCGUCAGAAGCACCCCACACUUCCCACCUCCCUGCCCCAGCAGCAGGUAAUCAUGUUGGCUGAACCCAAACGCAAGACUUCCAAUUUCUGGCACAACAUCGGACGUUUGACACCGUUCAAAAAAUGAGGGACUCCAUAAACUUGAGGUUGUGCCUGAACUUUCUAUCCCAGUGUAACAUUUUUAUUUUUGUCCAAUUGUGAAAGCACUUUAUGGGUUGGUUACAAUCACAGCAUCACUCUCAAACAUUGUUGAACACUGUGGGAGGGCAUUCCUGCUAUGUUAUUUACAAAUGACAGCUACGACUGCUCAACCGCUCCAGCUGCAACUCCACUUUCAGCACUAUCUCAACUACUGCUGCAUCAUAUGGACAUGCUUCAACUGCUUCACUGAAAGAGCCCUGCUUGAACAGAGGACUUCUUUAUAUGUUGGUUAAUUUAUUUUCAGAUUUUCAGUGUAAGCCAGCUAUCCACAGUGCCCAACUACUAGCUUUUGUAUGUAAUUUGAUACUUUUGUGUGGCCCAUGAUGAUGUUUAAAGUUAAAGAGGGUUCCGCACAAUAUACAAGUAGACUGUGUUGAGAUUUAUUAUUGUAUUAACUUCCUCAAGGCUGUUACAAGUCCGUUGAUAUCAUGUCGGUCUGUGUAUGCAUCUUAUCCGAACUUUCUCCUCAUAAAGCCUCUCUAAAUUACACUCAUACAAAGUCCCACUGGUACUCACUGUUUCAAAUGAGUGUUUCAUGUAUGUGCUCAUUUGUUUCUGCUGCCUAUCAUCUCCUGUGUAAUGAACUUCUCUUUGAAGUGCCAUUCGAGACGUAACCCAGAUAUUGUGAUGGGGGUUGCAUGAAUUUGCUGUGAAACUCGACUAGGACAUUUUCAACCCAAAUAAAAUUCUCAAUAUUCUGUCAUUCUGAUAGAUAAUUGUACAAUUACAUUUUAUGGUUGGCAUUUGUGUCAAAUAUGUAUGAUUAUCUUUGACCACAGAACAAAUUAUGUUAAUAAAAAGCAUUUGUAAAUGUUAUAA
Myxocyprinus asiaticus (Chinese sucker) is the source of this 9888-nucleotide messenger RNA. It is a transcript of the gene arhgef4, whose product is annotated as Rho guanine nucleotide exchange factor (GEF) 4. Gene Ontology annotation, biological process: intracellular signal transduction. Gene Ontology annotation, molecular function: guanyl-nucleotide exchange factor activity; protein binding. The record is from RefSeq and is a predicted model, not a curated record. NCBI's taxonomy places the organism in Eukaryota, Metazoa, Chordata, Actinopteri, Cypriniformes, Catostomidae.